This is a messenger RNA of Leptopilina heterotoma, 5009 nucleotides long. Its product is annotated as discoidin domain-containing receptor 2-like. The coding region runs from base 553 to 2490 and encodes 645 amino acids. The transcript is spliced from 10 exons. The record is from RefSeq and is a predicted model, not a curated record. Lineage: Eukaryota; Metazoa; Arthropoda; Insecta; Hymenoptera; Figitidae.
CGAACAAAAUUAGUUACCGAAACGGCCGCCUGAAGGCGCUGUCGACACGUGUGCCGACGGUGGAGGCAGUUCGAGUUUGCGAUACGACUGCCAGUUUGAAAACGCGGUGCCGCGCGAGAUGAUGUACGUUGUUUAGGUUCCCGUAGAGAGCGAGAGAGAGAGUUUUUUACCGGCUUCGUGAUAAUUUUCGCGCGUGACAAAGUGUUGUGAAAAAAAGGGUGAAAAAUUUACAUACCCAAAAAAAAAUUGAAACACAUGUAGUGAAGAAAAAUAAUUUUUUGGAUCCAUUACAAAAGUGCAUUAUUUUCAUGUGCCAGUGUAGUUUUUUUUCAGUUUUUAAAUGGUUAUUGAAAAGUCAUUUUAAAAAGUGAAUGAUAUAGUUUUAAACCAUUUUAGAUAAAAAUUGUCUCAUAUGGUCUUCAGUGUUUGUGAUAUCCAGUCCUUGGUGAUUUACGGGACCGGUACUGAAGAAGGUGCUAAAAACGGAUUCAAUUUAGAAGACCGGAAAUUAGUUUUGCUAAGGAGUGAAAUAGAUGUGGUUAUGAGAAUUCGAUGAUUACUGGCCCCCGGACUAGAAGCACGAUGGACUACCUACGGAUUUGCUUCGCAUUUUGCACGUUAAUUCUCAACAACUACGUUGGACAUGCGAUAGACACAUCACAAUGCAUCGGCCCCUUGGGAAUGGAGUCGGGAGCAAUUCCUGAUGCUGACAUCACUGCCAGUUCCAGCUUUGACAGCGGAAACGUGGGACCACAUCAUGCACGACUAAAGCAAGAGUAUCAUGGUGGGGCUUGGUGUCCUAAAUUGCAGAUAACAACUGAACCGCGCGAAUGGCUCGAAAUCGAUCUGCACAAUGUUCAUUUAAUCACUGGAACUGCUACUCAGGGACGAUUUGGAAAUGGACAAGGUGUUGAAUUUGCCGAAGCUUAUCUCCUCGAGUAUUGGAGACCUAGAUUAGGGAAAUGGGUCCGUUAUCGGGAUAUUCGAGGCGAAGAGGUGAUAAAGGGGAACAGCAAUACCUACAUUGAAACGAAACGAGAUUUAGAACCACCGAUUUGGGCGAGUAAAAUUCGUUUUCUACCGUACAGUUAUCAUCGUCGUACGGUGUGCAUGCGAGUUGAAUUGUACGGUUGUCCAUGGAACGAUGGAAUCGUUUCUUACUCGAUACCGCAGGGGGAUAAACGAGGCAAUUGGGAAUUCUUCGACGUGACUUACGACGGUCAUUGGGACGGUGAACUACGUCGUGGUCUUGGACAACUCACGGACGGUCGUACUGGGCCCGAUAAUUUCAAGUUGGGUUACUUUGACUACGAUCGGGGUCAAGGAUGGGUUGGCUGGAGAAACGAUACCCGUUCAAAUCGUCCACUCGAAGUUAAAUUCGAAUUUGAUCACGUCAGAGAAUUCUCCGCUGUUCAUAUCUAUUGCAACAAUCAAUUCACUAAAGAUGUUCAGGUCUUUUCGGAAGUCGGGGUUAUGUUUAGUAUUGGCGGUAAAUACUACAAUGGUGAUCCAAUUGUGUACGAGACAGUAGAGGAUCGUAUCUUUGAGAAUUCACGAAACGUAACGAUUAAAUUACAUCAUCGGAUUGGCAAGUUUGUCAAAUUGAAGUUUGGCUUUGCUUCCCGUUGGAUUAUGAUCAGUGAGAUAACAUUCGAUUCGGAUAUUGCUCAUGGAAACUUCAGUCUAGAAAUGCCGCCAUCAACCGAAGCGCCAAGAAUUAAGGACAAAAGUUCCGAUCGUGAUACUCCGCUUCAAGCGGAAAUUCCCGUUUCCACUGCCAAGCAGGAUGAUCCAACUUAUAUGGCUGUGAUAAUAGGAGUACUGACGGCAGUUAUUCUUCUCCUGGCCGUUGCUAUAUUUCUAAUAGUCAGUCGGCAUAGGCAGAGGAAAAAUUUUGCCAGUCCAUUAGGUGCAAAGGGUGCAAUUCCCUCGGGUAAUCAUCACCAUCAUCAUCAUUUGUCAUCGGAAUCGGCGUAUGGGACCACAGAGAAAGAUCCAUCAUUAAUGACAUAUAGAGUUGAGGAUCUUGACGAUAGGUAUUCUGGUUCUAAACUCACAACAUUGCCACGUGAUUUGAAUGAUCGACUACUCGGUGACGUUAGACUCGACGAAUACCAGGAGCCAUUUCACGAGAACAAAUAUCGUGAACCAGCGCAUGCUGCAUACUACGGAUACAGUACUGUUGUCUUGGACAACAAGGAUUUGCACGACAACAUUGAACAGUCCGAUGCGACAUACGAUUAUGCAGUUCCUAUGCCUGUGCCUAGUGUAAGCAGUGAUCAGGACAGUGUCUUUUCCAAAUCCUCCAGGGGCAGCGCAAAAGCGUGCUUGCAGAGCUUUUUCCCGCCACCUCCACCUCCAAUGAGUGUACCACCUCCUCGAGGCACCAGUAAUCUAACGUACUCGAGCCCACCGAGUCCUGAACCGGUUUGUGAACGAGAACGCCGCGGCAGUAAGCGACGGGAGCAUUCUCUUCAUAGAUUCGCAUAAAGAAUCAACUCCCAAAUGAGAAUGACAGGAUAAUUUUUUCGCAGCAAAAAAAAAGAAAUACUACAACACUCCGGAAUGCACAUCUUUCGUCAUAGAUCAUCGAGAAAAAAAAACAGAAUUUGUAAGCACUAUUUAAAUAUUUCAUCUCACGAUUACUAUAAUGGAAAAAAUACUCAAAUUUACAUGCACAAUAGCAGAAGUGAAAAUACUCCCCAAAUCAGAAUAAUUUUUCAUUAAUCGUGAAUUGUAAGAGAGAGAUAAAAAAAUCGGAGCUUCUCUUUUCUACAAAUUAUCCCGAAAGAAAGAUUCGAUUUUACUUUACUAUAAUAUAAACUUUUUAAAAGUCUAACUUAUUUUUAAUUAAUUUUAUUAAUUAAUUUUCCGGAAAUAAAUUUCCUUUGGACUUGAAUCUUUUUUUCGGGUUUGUACAGUAAUUUUAAGACUAUAUAUAGUAAUUAUUCGAAGUACACUGCAAAAAUAGUUUUUUUGUAAUUAUUUUUCUAGUUUUCAAUACGUUUCGACAGUUUUUAAUUAUUUUGAAUAUUUCAGAUUAAAAUGUGGAAACAAAAAUAAAUUUCAUCACAAUGGUAUUUUUACCUCCGUCAUGGAUACAAAAAAAUAUUUUUUCUUACGUUCCAUUAAGAUUUUUUGUUUUAUUCCUAAAAUCUUUCUAUGAAAGAAAAUUUUUUUUAAAUUCUUUAAAUUAGUAAAAAAAAAUUGUUUUCUUACAAAAGAAAAUGAUAAAAAAAAUUUCUUAACAUCUUAAUCUAAAAUACUCAAAUAAUUUGACUCUCUUUACUUGUUUUUGAAAAUGAAGAAAAAAAACACAAGUCUUAGAUUUUUGAUAAGACAACUUUUGUAAAAAUUAUUUUCAAAUGGAGAGAAGAAAACUUUUUUUCCAUCAUUACAUUUCAUUAUGUAAUACCACAAUAUUUUUACAGUGUAUCAAGGUAAAAAUUUGUAUAAUCGCUAAGGCGAUGAAACUAAAAUUAUUGGCAUAUCAGUUAGGGAAAUAACUCCUCUAGAAAUUCGCCUCGAGGCUUUUCGUACUAUAUACACACUGCCACAGGAUCGUCGUUAAAUAAUUCUUUUUUUACAAUCCUUUUUUCAACACGUAAGCUCAAAGGAAGUUUAAGCAUACAGGAAAAUUACUAGAAUACCAGACGUAAACCACAAUUUCAACUUUUUCUCUCUCUUUUUUUGUUAAAAAGUUCUAACCAUCCAAGAAAAGAAAAAAGAGUUAAUAAAAAAAAAAAUUAUAUAAAUAAAAUCGAAUUUCUAGAGUGAGUCAAGUUUAUUGUGUAAUGCACAAUGUCAAAUAAAAUUAUAAUAAUACGCCUCGGUCAGUAUCUCGCUACCAGAAUUUUUGCCAAAAAAAAGAACAAAUGGCAGCGAGCAUCGAUCGUUUCUCACACAGAAGACUGACUCGUAUGAACAGAAGAAAAAAAUGAAAAAAAAAACUCAGUCCCAUGCGAUGUAUUUAUUGUCUGUACAGCGCCUCUUUGAUGGACUUUUUUUUAAGAAAAAAAAAAUUAGUAUUUGUAUAAAUGCGUAGUUUCUUAAUCAUUAGAAUUAUAGUCGAAGAUGGUAGAAAAGUAUUUGUCGAAUUUUUUUAAAUUUUCGCAAAUUCGUAUUUGAUUUUAUAUCACUUGGCAGCUAGUAUUUUUUUUUUUUUUUUUGCAUUAUAAGGGUGCGAAACAAAUUUUAAGCUGUCAAUUUUAGUAAAAUCGUUCUGCGCAUUUUUAGACUAUUCUAAGUACCAGUGAGUAUUUGCUUUAUUAAUUUAAAAAAAAUUUCUAAAUUGUAAAAAUUCUAAAUAAUAUAUUUUUUUUAUAGUAAUUUAUAUUACCUUUUUCAGUGUCAUGAAAAAAAUUUUGUUUUACAGCACGCGUCAAUUGAAGCCGAACUCCUUUUUUUAAAUUAUUUUUUCGUUUUACAAUUUUUAAUCCCAAUUUUUAACUUUCUGAAACUUUCAAUUUAAUUUUAAUAAAAAUUUUUUAAAUGUUUCAAUUAAUUUAUUUAUAAAUUUAUGAAUUUAGUUUCAAGUGAGAUCUCUUGAUUUUGUAACAUAUUAAUUUACAAAUUUAAUUCAAAUGAACUAAUUCAUAAAUAUAUAGCUUCUAAAGCCUGAAGCCGAACGUUGGAGUGGGGAUAUGAGAGAGAAAAGAAAACCCAGUGAUGACGCUUUUUUUCUCUCUCCUAGCCAUUGCAGCUCCAGAACGUUUCAUAAAUAAAAAAAUUUACAAAUUUAUAAAAAUGUAAUUGAAUUUUGUAUUUGAAUUUGUAAAUAAUUUAAUAAUCGAAUUUUAAAUAGUAAUAAUUGAUUUUAAAAUUUUUAAUAAUUUAAAAAUUAAAUUAUUAUUAUAAAUUAUUAAAAAAAAAAUCUAAAAUAAAAUAAAACUUGAAAAUAUUUUUAAUUUGUAUAAAAGACUUUGAUUUAAAAUAAUUUCUACAUUUAAGUUUGUAAUUAGUGUGAGUUUCAUUUUUUUUUAUUUGUAACUUUGUUCGAAUAUAAAUAU